AUGGGAAAUGCUUGUGUUAAUGGGAAGAUUGCUAAGGAUGGGUUUCUUCACACAGUUUCACAUCUGUGGUGGCCUAACUUACCCCAGCUAUUUUCGAAUGAUCAAAACAAAGAAAAUCGUUGCGAAGGGCCAUCUGCAGUUCAACAGUUAGAAUGCCCUAAUCCUGUUCUGAAUACACCCCCUGAAUUGGUGAAGAUUGAAAAGGAGGAACUUCGACCAGAAAAGCCCACACAAGCCGAGGCAAUGGUGAUUGUAGUGAAGGAGGAUCAAAAACCACCUCACUCUAGAAAAUGGGAAGAGGCAAUCAAAACUGAUGAGAGAAAACCAGUUCAAAAUCCUGAGUCUGAACAGGUGAUCAUGGUAGAGAAUGACAAGCCGAAACCAGUGGAUCUACCAAAGCCCAAGAAACCCGACAAUGUUAAGAGAAUGAUGAGUGCAGGUCUUAAUGUGGACUCAGUGCUAAGAACCAAAACAGGGCACCUGAAGGAGUACUAUAAUUUGGGCCAAAAACUUGGUCAUGGGCAGUUUGGGACGACGUUUCUGUGUGUGGAGAAGACAACUGGAAAAGAGUACGCAUGUAAAUCUAUUGCGAAGAGAAAAUUGUUGACUCCGGAGGAUGUGGAGGAUGUGAGGAGGGAAAUUGAGAUCAUGCAUCACUUGGCUGGGCACCCAAAUGUCAUUUCAAUCAAAGCGGCUUAUGAGGAUGCUGUGGCCGUUCAUGUCGUGAUGGAAUUGUGUGCAGGAGGGGAGCUCUUUGACAGAAUUGUUAAAAGAGGACAUUAUUCCGAGAAACAAGCAGCCGAGCUUACCAGGACAAUAGUUGGUGUUAUUGAAGCCUGCCAUUCUUUGGGAGUCAUGCACCGUGAUCUCAAGCCCGAGAAUUUCCUAUUUGUCAAUGAGGAGGAGGAUUCUCCUAUAAAGACGAUUGAUUUUGGGUUAUCCAUAUUCUUCAAGCCAGGGGAUAUAUUCACUGAUGUGGUUGGUAGCCCGUAUUAUGUUGCUCCAGAAGUGCUUUGUAAGUGUUAUGGACCAGAGGCGGAUGUCUGGAGCGCUGGUGUGAUGAUUUACAUUCUUCUUUGUGGUGUGCCUCCAUUUUGGGGAGAAAGUGAGCAAGAAAUAUUUGAAGAAGUUUUGCAUGGUGAUAUUGAUUUCUCAUCAGAUCCUUGGCCUAAUAUCUCUGAAAGUGCCAAAGAUCUAGUGAAGAAAAUGCUUGUGAGGGAUCCAAAAAGGCGGUUGACAGCUCAUGAAGUUCUUUGCCACCCUUGGGUGCAGGUUGAUGGAGUAGCCCCGGAUAAACCUCUUGAUUCUGCAGUUUUAACUCGGUUGACACAGUUUUCAGCUAUGGAUAAGCUUAAGAAAAUGGCUCUUAGGGUCAUUGCCGAAAGUCUCUUAGAAGAAGAAAUUGCAGGGCUAAAAGAAAUGUUCAAAAUGAUAGAUACAGACAACAGUGGUUAUAUUACUUUUGAAGAACUAAAGGCUGGACUGAAACGAUUUGGAGCAAAUCUUGAUGAAUCUGAGAUAUAUGAUUUGAUGAAGUCUGCAGAUGUUGACAACAAUGGUACGAUUGAUUAUGGGGAGUUUAUAGCUGCAACAUUGCAUCUAAACAAAAUUGAGAAGGAAGAUAAUCUGUUUACAGCUUUUUCAUAUUUUGAUAAAGAUGGCAGUGGUUACAUUACACCAGAUGAGCUUCAAAAGGCUUGUGAAGAGUUUGGCAUAAAGGAUGUCCACUUUGAAGAAAUGAUUCGAGAGGCUGACCAAAACAACGAUGGACGAAUAGAUUAUAACGAGUUUGUGGCGAUGAUGCAGAAAGGAGAUGCAGAUUUAGGUAGGAAGAGGCUACAAAAUAAUUUUAACAUUGGAUUUAGAGAGGCAAUGCCAGUUUGUUAA
Molecule: messenger RNA, 1887 nt
Organism: Fraxinus pennsylvanica
Lineage: Eukaryota; Viridiplantae; Streptophyta; Magnoliopsida; Lamiales; Oleaceae
Source: the annotation of a GenBank genome assembly